Molecule: messenger RNA, 4364 nt
Organism: Crotalus tigris (Tiger rattlesnake)
Lineage: Eukaryota; Metazoa; Chordata; Lepidosauria; Squamata; Viperidae
Gene: SNX29
Product: sorting nexin 29
Exons: 22
Coding region: 81-2588 (835 amino acids)
Molecular function (GO): phosphatidylinositol binding
Source: RefSeq, a predicted model, not a curated record
GGCGGCGGCGGCGGCUGCCGCCCUGCUCUCGGAGUCCGGGCGGUGGGGGGGGGGCGAGUCGCUCCAGCUUCGCGGGCACCAUGAGCGGGUUGCAGAACAGUGGUGCCCGAAGACAAUUUUUACUUGAGCGUUUAUUGGAUGCAGUUAAACAGUGCCAGAUCAGAUUUGGGGGAAGGAAAGAGAUCGCUUCGGAUUCAGAUAGCCGAGUUACGUGCCUCUGCGCGCAGUUUGAGUCCGUCCUUCAGCAUGGCUUGAAGAGGACCCGGGGGUUAGCUUUAACUGCAGCCGCCAUCAAGCAAGUUACCGGAUUCUCCAGUAAAACUGAAAUGGAAUCCAUAUUUUGGUACUAUGUGAAGGAAGUUCUUAAUAAACAUGAGCUGCAGCGUUUCUAUUCUCUGAGGAAUAUCACAACGGAUACGGGUCGAGGCCGAGCCUGGCUCCGCUGCGCUCUCAAUGAACAUUCCUUAGAAAGAUAUUUGCAUAUGUUGCUUGCAGAUAAAAAUCAUCUCAGUGUCUUCUAUGAAGACUGGUCCUUCCUGAUGGACGAAGAACGAUCCAGUAUGAUUCCCAUCAUGGCAGCCGGGCUGAACUCCAUUCUCUUUGCAAUCAACAUUGAUAAUAAGGAUUUAAAUGGACCGAGCAAGUGCCCGCCCUCCGUCUCUGACCUUCUCAAGGAAUCCACCCAGAACGUGACCUCUUUGCUCAAAGAAUCCACCCAAGGUGUCAGCACCCUCUUCCGGGAGAUCACAGCUUCGUCCCCUGUUUCCAUGUUAAUCAAAUCCGAUCAAGAUGCUGACCUGCUGCCUAUUUUAUCCAAGUGUGUCAGUGGCGAUUUAAAAUGCCGGAAAGACCGAACGAAGAAAAAGAAGAAAAUCACCAAAAUCAUUUCGUUCGACGACGAAGAGGGCCAACUUCUAGGGACCUCCUUACGGGGGACAGCGGCAGGAGAAGACUCUGAAGAUUGUGGCGAGAGACUUUCAGCCUCGGGAGCGUCUUCUGUAACUGAACAGAUGGACACUCUGCACGGCAACGAGGCUGGGACGUCACUCAAGCAUCCUUCUGAGUAUCUGAACGGGGACUGCGGCUACCUGAAACUGGAUGUCAAAAGUAUAGACGAUGAAGAGGCUGAGGACAAUGAGGACAACACCACCAGGACAUUGAGGAACCACAGUGUGAUGGAAGACACAGAGGUGCUUACAAAACCUGCUGAAGGUGUGACGUCCCAUUCAUUGGUUUGCACGGAGACUCCUCUGCAAAUGCUGAACGACGACUUGGAUGAAUUAUUCCCAGUCAGCGCUGUGGGUUCUUUCUCCCAGACUGAAAAUCUGGAGGAUGGCAACGAACACGGAAGGGCAGAUUUUUCAGUAGAAUUGACUCAGAGCAAUGCUGAAUUGCACUACAGGGUAGAAAGCAGUUCUCCUGUUCAUAAGAAUGCAUUAACUGAACUUCUGCCUUCAGACAGCGUGCCAGAAACAAUGACUGUGGCGGAACUUCGGCAAGCUAUUGUAGCCAUGAUGAACAGAAAACAUGAGCUGGAAGAACAGAACAGUUCCUUGCGGAGCCUCCUGGAGGGGGAGAUGGAACAUUCGGCAGGACUCCGUCAAGAGGUGGACAACCUGAAGAAGAAAGCUUCAGAGCACGAAGAACACCACACAGUGAGGAUUCAGGCCUUGGCAAGGGAGAAUGAGGUGCUCAAAGUCCAGCUAAAGAAAUACGUGGGUGCUGUCCAGAUGUUGAAAAGAGAAGGUCAAACCAUGGACGUCUUGCCAAACCUUUGGAAUGUAGAGAGCGAAUUCUCUAUUCCUGAACAAAAGCAAGUUGAAAACAACGAAGAGCGCGCAAACUCUUAUGAAAGGAAGCUGAUUGAGGUGGCGGAAAUGCACGGGGAACUGAUUGAAUUCAACGAACGUCUCCAUCGGGCCUUGAUGGCCAAAGAGGCUCUCGUGACUCAGAUGAGACAAGAACUCAUAGACCUGAGAGGACCGGUUCCCGGAGAUCUCAGUCAAACCUCUGAAGAUCAAAGCCUGUCAGAUUUUGAAAUAUCAAACCGAGCACUUAUAAACGUCUGGAUUCCUUCAGUCUUUCUCCGUGGGAAAGCAGCAAAUGCAUUUCAUGUUUAUCAAGUAUAUAUCAGGAUCAAAGACGACGAGUGGAAUGUCUAUCGAAGAUAUACGGAAUUUAGGGGGCUUCACCACAAGUUGCAGAUGAGGCACCACCAAGUACGAAGCUUUAACUUCCCACCCAAGAAAGCUAUUGGAAACAAGGAUGCAAAGUUUGUGGAGGAACGACGGAAGCAGUUGCAGAACUACUUAAGAAACGUGAUGAACAAAGUCAUCCAGACUCUGCCAGAAUUCAUUGCCAGCCCCAAAAAGGAGACUCUCAUCCAACUGAUGCCCUUUUUUGUAAACUUUGGGCCCAGCUGCGGUCGUAGGUUGAGGACUACCGGCGUUCCCACACAGAUAGAGGGACUUCCAGCCUGCAGGAGAAUCGGCCACCAAAACCAGUUACCGGCGAGCCACCCCCCACUUCUCAAGGCUGUCUCGGAACCACACCAGGGAACCCCGCAAUCCGGAACCUCAAAGUGGUGACCUUUGACCUGUGACCCCUGCAAGGACCUCGUCAUGUAGGCAGCCGUUGAGUUUGCCCUGAGGAUCCAAGUCUGUGUGAGGCGACAAGAAGCAGCCAACAACGGGAUGGAAGCGAUCCUCCGAAAAAAUACCGCCCUGUUGAAAGGCUCCAUUGCCCAAUUGGAAAAGCCACCUUCAGAGUCGCAGCCCUUUCCCAAAACAGGGUGGGCUCUCUUUUGCCCUAGGGCAGUGUUUUCUGCUCUUAAGUUGUGUGAACUGCAACUCCCAGAAUUCCCCAGCCAGCCAUUCCUCGUGCAGAUUGGGGUACUCUGGGAGUUGAAGUCCACCCAUUUUAAAAUUCUCGAGCUGGAGAAAUGCAGCGAGAGAGGGAGGGAGAAAAAAGGAAGGGUGGAAAGAAACGAAGGAAGGAAAAGAAGAAAAAGAAAGAAAGAAAGAAAGAAAGAAAGAAAGAAAGAAAGAAAGAAAGAAAGAAAGAAACUUUCCAUUUUCUUUGAUUAAUCCCAUAAGCACCAUGGCUUCAUUUUCAUCUGUGAGAGUUUUUAUACAUCUUACGAUGGUGAUACAGUUUCCUUUGGAACCAGAAUGGUUCUCUUCGCCUUCCAGAUUCCUCAGAAUGACAUUUCCCAUAACUGCACCUAUAGUGAGCAUUAUCGAGCUAUUUAUUUUAAGCCCUCCCCCCCCCACUAUCCUUUAUUUUUGCUCUCUUUUUUUCUCCCACGUUGGAGCAGUAAGAAGCAACAGGGAGAUGGUUUUCAUGUUUCUCUGCCAUUCAUCUCCGAUCUUGUCAGGCCAAAACCACCGAUUCAUUGAUGAAUCAUCUUUGCUUUGAUGUUGAGGCCGUUUGACAUUCAUCAUUCUUUUGAAGUGGAAUUAUUAACGAUGAGCCGGGCGGGGGGGGGGGGGCGGGAAAAAGCUUCCCGAGCAGAAACUUUCCACCUGUUUGCCUGAACUUCCACUAUUGAUUUUUGGGGGGAGCAUGUUGACAAAAGGCCUCUCUCAGCAUCAAAAUAAGUGGACCGCUUCAGGCUGUUCUUUUCAUCCUCUUAAAAAAAAGAAAGAAGGGAAUGGAAAUCAGCUUGGCAAAGCCUUCAAAAAUGAAACAACCGGGGCUCGUCCCCAUUAACUGAAAGGUUUUCUCGUAAAAAUGACUCAAGGGGUCCAAACAGAAGCGAUGGGACAGCUGAAGGGGAAAACGGAGCCCAGUUCACUCAGAACACCCUACGCUUGCCUGGGCUGUCAAUCAUAACUCAGCUCUUCUUCAAGACCCUUCUCUCAACGCUCAGCAAGGAUGGUGCCUACCCUUCCUUGAAAGAGCAUCCACGUCUCCCGUCAAUAUUUAAAUAGGGUACACCUCUAUUUUAUUCUAUUAAACUCCCUAUAAUGGGCUGACCCUCCCCUUGUUGAAUAUCAAAGCAGUUUCCCAGAAAAGCAUUUGCACGCAGAUAGUUUUUUUGCACUCUCUCUGUUUCCAAAUAACGGACGGAUUCAUGAACGGUUGAGCAAGCUGGUAGUUAGCUCAAAAGAGCAUGGAGUAAUCAACUUUUGGGGAGUUACAUCUGUCUGAAUUAGCACAAAUCAGCGAGACUAAGUGUGAAUAACAGACCACGAGGAACUGGGUGGGAUUCCUGCCCAGGGUUGAUUGCGCUGGCCUUGUGGACAAUCUCCCAAGUUUUGGGGGCAGCCACAUUGCAGCUGAAAUCAAGAUGAGAUGGAUUCUAGGUGCUCGGCAAUGACUCGUUUUGAGCUUGGCUGAAUAAUGAAAAUGUUAUCUUUGCA